CUGCGAUGGUCGAUGUACUGCUUGAGGUGGAUGACCAACGGUCGCACCUCAUAGCAUAUGCGACGGAUACUGAGUGGGUGUUGCCGCGCCGCUUCCGGAGUCCCACCUUCACGAUCAGCGGAUUUGAACACAACAUCCGUCGAGCGCUGCGGAUGAUUGAGGAAAUUAUUAAUGAAGAAUGUUGCGAUUCACAUUCUUCAAAAUACGCUUUUAUUGCUGAUCCGAAUGCGGACGAGAAUGGCACCGAUUACAUCCUUUGCAAUGGGCCAAUUCGUGAAGCGAAGUACAGGCCUAGAAGGGAAGGCAUGCACCGAGGUUAA
This is a messenger RNA of Acanthocheilonema viteae, 320 nucleotides long. Lineage: Eukaryota; Metazoa; Nematoda; Chromadorea; Rhabditida; Onchocercidae. The record is from the annotation of a GenBank genome assembly.